AUGGAUAACUUUUACUGCCGCUUCUGCGCCGAGCUCAAAAGCUCUGAAAAGCUCCUUAACCUACAGCACGACUCGGAAAAACACGAAGAAGUAGUUUUAAAACUUGCGUUUGUUAAUGCUGUGUAUGUGAACGUAACAAAUAGCGAUACAUUGCCGAAAACUGUUUGUUUGAUAUGCUACAACAGCCUGAAUAAAGCUUACGACUUCUUGGACGGUGUGAAGCGCGCACAAGACGUAUUAACCAACAUAUUCACGAGAGGCGGCGACGACAACAAAUGCGAUGUGUCUGAUGACGAUAGAUGCACAGCAUUUGACGAUUUCCUUUGUAAUGAGGACUCUUCUGCUGUUAAAUUGGAGGGUAACAAGUAUGUGGAACCGCCUCAAAUAGAUAUAAGUUUGGAAGUGAAGCACGAGUUGAAAGAAGAACCGGAUUUAGAGGAUCAGGCGUACGAUGACUCUUUGAACGUGCAGGACAUACUUGACGCGGCUAUAUGUAAUGCCUCCUUCAACUCCAACGUCACUAUAUAUGCUAAAGAGCUCUCAGACUUGAGUAAAAAGGUUGUAAAGUCAUGGAAAGAUUACCCAUGGGUGUGUGGUUAUUGUAACAUCGAGUUUUUAAACAUAGACAUGUUGCGGAACCACUGCUACUACUGCGACAUGGAGCUAGACAAAACAGAGAAGUUAACAGCGCACAUAAAGGAACACUUCGUCAAAUCACAACUCCCGUGUCCGUUAUGUGGAGAAAUACUUAAAAACGAGGACUCACUCAAAAUACACUUACAAGACUAUAAUAUAACUAAACAGAAACGCAGACCGAGAAGAAAACCUGGAACCCCAAUCACCAUUGAAGAUCUCACCUGUGGAUUAUGUAAGAAGGUUUAUAAAAACCCCAACAGCCUUCGAGAUCACAUGAAACUACACACGAUAGACAGGAAGAGAAAUUACACUUGUGACCGAUGCGGCAAGAUGUUUUACAACAAAGGUACGCUCACAUCCCACAUCCUAUCUCAUGACAAAAACCGUCCACAUGUAUGUAGAAUUUGUAAUAAGUCUUUUUUGUACCCAAAUAUGUUGAGACGACACGUUGAGAUGCAUUCCGGAGUGAAACCGUUCUCUUGUGAACAGUGCGGUAGAUGCUUUAGACUCCAAUACCAGUUAAAUGCCCAUAAAAUUAUCCACACCGACUCCAUGCCUUAUGUAUGUUCUUAUUGCAAUAAAGCGUUUAGAUUUAAGCAGAUUUUAAAGAAUCAUGAACGACAGCACACUGGUGCCAAGCCAUAUGCUUGUCAGCAUUGCGGUAUGGAGUUCACAAAUUGGUCUAAUUAUAAUAAGCAUAUGAAACGUAGACACAAUACGGACACUUCGAAGAAAAAGAUCACUCCGGAAGGUGUAUUUCCUAUCAAUCCGGAGACCGGACAGAUAAUGCAGGUCCAGGAUCCAGUUGGUACUGAAGAAUGGAAGAGUAAGAUCAUGAUUCCAGGAAAGAGGGGAAAGAAAAAGGUUAUAAAACAUGAGGACAUUUAGCUAGGGAUACAUGUUCAGUUUGAUAGUCGAAAAGUAACUUUAAAGCGGAGGCUAUAAGAAUAAUUUUGCAAUGGUUUUAUUUAUUAACUAAAACUGUUCUUUUUUAUGUUUUUAAUGAAUAAAUAAUUGAAUGGGCACACAACAAAUCAAGUUACUAUAAUCUGCCAGAGAUCUGCAAUAGAUUUCCAAUCGUGUCAUUUUGUUAUAAAGAUGAAAAUAUUGAUAGCCAUUUGAGUAUACUGCAAAUAGCAUCUUAUUGCUGUGAAAUAAGGUUUAUAAUCACUGCCAAUUCAUGCCUGUUGUUAAUAUAUUGUUCGUAAAGAUGUACUUAUUUUGUAGAUGUUUAUUAAUGUUUGUUAUGAUACUCAAACACUGCUGGGCUGUAUAUUAAUAGAUUUCCAACCUUAUGUUUUUGUAAUAACAUAAAAAAUUGAAUAAUAAAACUUCAGACACAUAGCUACCGAUUUAUGUCAUAAAAAGUGUGUAAAAUUGUAUAAAAUGUAUUAUUAUGUUUUCGGCUUACUCAUAUAACUUUUUAACGAGGAACUCGGCUAGUGUCAAGCCAUGCUAUAGGCUCAUAUUCCUGAGCAGCAUUCCGCGACCCGCGACGCGGCGACUGUCGCGCUGCUACAUGCUCGCGAAAUAUUUAAUAUAAAAUUAAAACAUCAC
Messenger RNA from Spodoptera littoralis (African cotton leafworm), 2193 nucleotides. Lineage: Eukaryota; Metazoa; Arthropoda; Insecta; Lepidoptera; Noctuidae. The record is from the annotation of a GenBank genome assembly.